Messenger RNA from Psilocybe cubensis, 360 nucleotides. RefSeq lists its product as uncharacterized. The record is from RefSeq and is a predicted model, not a curated record. The transcript is spliced from 3 exons. Lineage: Eukaryota; Fungi; Basidiomycota; Agaricomycetes; Agaricales; Agrocybaceae. The coding region runs from base 1 to 360 and encodes 119 amino acids.
AUGUCGUCAAAAAUCGUGUCCUCGCUCAUCCUCGCCCUGUCUUUGAGUCUCCCUUCUCAGGCUCUUCUAAAAGGCAAUGCAAUUGCUGCUUUCAGCGGCCCAAACUGCGAUGGUAACAUGGGCGCAAUCGUGAACUGUGACUCCAGUUGUCAUCAAUUUACCGGCAGGCAGUCCACUCUGACUGGGAGCCCGGGAACCCACUGCAUCAGAUACUUCAAAGGAGACGGCUGCACGUCGUAUAUCGCAGCAACGCUAAGCGGUCCCAACGAGUGCAGAAAAGUCGCGGUUGGCCUGGGUGCCAAGUCAUUUAGUACUACUGAGUUCUGGUCAAUAGUAGACCCUUCAAGCUUCAAGCUCUAA